AUGUGGACUCAGCUCCUUCUAGGAAUAUUGACUCUAUCACCAGCCAUUGCAGAAAAAUAUCUCCCAAACUCUCUGGUGACAGUACCAGCCCAGCUUAACUUCCCCUCUACCCAGAAAGUUUGUUUGGCUCUGCGCCCGGGGUUUCAUGAUGUAAAAUUCACUAUUACUCCGGACACCCAGGACAAGACCCAGAAGUUGCUAGAAACCUCUGAAUCGAAGAAAAGGCACUUGCAGUGCAUCUCCUUUCUGGUACCACCUCCUGCUGGUGGCACAGAAGAAGUGGCUACAAUCUGGGUGUCAGCGACCGGAAGUAAUAUCAGCUUGGAGGAGAAGAGAAAGGUUCUAAUUCAGAGGCAGGGGAAUGGCGUCUUUAUACAAACUGACAAACCUGUCUACAACCCAGGGCAGGAAGUGCACUUCCGCAUUGUCACCCUGAACAGCAGCUUUGUUCCAGUGAAUGACAAGUACUCCAUGGUGGAGCGUUUCAUUACAAAUAGCAACAGGAUUGCACAGUGGCUGGAGGUGGUGCCUGAGCAAGGCAUUGUAGACCUGUCCUUCCAUUUGGCACCAGAGGCAACGCUGGGAACCUAUACAGUAGAAGUGGGGGGCACGACCUUUGGCACCUUCAGUGUGGAAGAAUAGGUGUUGCCGAAGUUUAAGGUGGACGUGAUAGAGCCCACAGUGGAAGAAUCCUUCUUAGUGAAAAUCUGUUGUAGGUACACCUACGGAAAGCCCAUGCUAGGGGUAGCCCAGGUAUCGGUGUGUCAAAAGGCAUAUACUUACCAUUUUCCAGAGGCAGAAUGGGAACAGCUACCUCACAAAUGCAGGAACCUUUCUGGACAGACUGACAAAGCAGGAUGCUUCUCCACUUCUGUGGACAUGUCCACCUUCAACCUCACUGGUUACAUGUACAGCCACACCAUCAAUAUUGUGGCUACUGUGGUGGAGGAAGGAACAGGUUUCCUUUGGCUUCUCACCUCCCCAGCAGCUUCCAGGAGCAGAUGUGGAAGUACAGCUACACAGGCAGCUCUUGGGUCCCUGCGUGCAGUCCGGGCUGUGGAUGAGCCUGGGUCCCUGUGUGCAGUCCGGGCUGUGGAUGAGUGUCUUACUAUAGGCCAGAGACAGCUGAGCAACAAUUCUGUCUAUAGGAUGUUCUCAUUCUGGUAUGGUCACUAUCAGGUGGCUGAAUAUGAUGAGUGUCCAAUGUCUGGCUCCUGGGAUGCUCCUCAGCCCCUCUCAAUUAUGUGGAGGCCUUGGUUCUCUGAAGGCACUUCACUCUCUGGUUUCUUUGGUGCCUCUCACGGCAUGGGCCUGAAAAUACUGUCCAAUGCCAAAAUUAAGAAGCCAGUAGAUUGCAGUCAACAGUCUCUAAAAUACAGCAUUGCAAUAUCUGGAGGUGAGCUACCUGGGUGGCUUGAGAGUUUUGAGUCAUCAUCAUCUUCAUCACUUCAGUCAGAGAACUCUCAGGUCCGCCAAUACUUCCUGGAGACUUGGCUCUGGGAUCUGUUUCCUACUGGUGACUCUGGGAGGGAGGCUGUCCAUGUCACCGUUCCUGACACCAUCACCGAGUGGAAGGCCAUGACUUUCUGUACCUCCCAGUCCAGAGGCUUUGGUCUUUCACCUACUGUUGGACUGACUGCUUUCAAGCCAUUUUUUGUUGAACUGACACUCCCUUACUCGGUAGUUUGUGGGGAAUCCUUUCGCCUUACUGUGACCAUCUUCAGUUAUCUGAAGGACUGCGUCAGGGUUCAGACUAACCUGGGUACAUCAGAUAAGUACCAGGUGGAAUCAUGGACAGAUUCUCGGAGCUCCAGCUAUCUCUGUGCUGAUGAAGCAAAAAGCUAUCACUGGAAUAUCACAGCUACCAAAUUGGGUCAUGUGAACUUUACCGUCACUACUAAGAUUCUGGACAGCAAUGAACUCUGUGAGGGGCAGAAGGGGUUCGUUCCAGCAAAGGGCCAGAGUGACACACUCAUCAAACCAUUUCUGGUCAAGCCUGAGGGAGUCCUUGUGGAGAAGACAUACAGCUCCUUGCUUUGCCCAAAAGGACAAGUGGCUUCAGAGUCCAUCUCCCUAGAGAUCCCUGUGGAUGUUGUUCCUGAUUCAAGCAAGGCUUAUGUUACGGUUCUGGGAGACGUUAUGGGCACAGCCCUGCAGAACCUAGAAAAUCUGGUACAGAUGCCAAACGGCUGUGGGGAGCAGAACAUGGUCUUGUUUGCUCCCAUAAUCUACGUCUUGCAGUACCUGGAGAAGGCAAGGCUGCUCACUGAGGAAAUCAGGUCUCGGGCAGUGGGUUUCCUGAAGCUAGGGUACCAGAAGGAGCUAACGUACAAACACAGCGAUGGCUCAUACAGUGCCUUUGGGGAGCAGGAUGGAGAUGGAAACACAUGGCUGACAGCGUUUGUCACCAAAUGCUUUGGCCAAGCUCAAGAAUUCAUCUUCAUUGAUGACAAUAAUAUCCAAGAUGCUCUCAAGUGGAUGGCAGUAAACCAGCUCCCCAGCAGUUGCUACGCCAAUGUGGGAACUUCGCUCAUUCACGCAGCUAUGAAGGACCUGAUGGUGAGUCAGGGUCUGCAGUGCCUCAGGGGCUCGGUUUCCUCCACUACCAGCCUCUACACACAAGCCCUCCUCGCUUAUACUUUCUCUCUGGCUGGGGAGAUGGACAUCAGAAACGCUCUUCUCGGAAAGUUAGACCAGCAAGCUAUCAUCUCAGGAGAGUCCAUUCACUGGAGCCCAAAGCCUGCUCCGUCAGUGGAUGCCAGACCUUGGUCUCAGCCUGAGGCUGUAGAUGUGGAACUGACAGCAUAUGUAUUACUGGCCCAGCUUAGCACAGCCAGCCUGACUCAAAAGAUUGCCAAGGACACUGCCAUAGUGGCUUGGUUGGCCAAGCAACGUAAUGCAUAUGGGGGCUUCUCUUCUACUCAGGAUACUGUAGUUGCUCUCCAAGCUCUCACCAAAUACACCACUACUGCCUAUGUGUCAUCUGAGGAAGUCAACCUGGCUGUAACAUCCACUGAGAAUUUCCAGCACGCUUUCAACAUUCAGGCUGCCAACCGGUUGGUACUUCAGCAGGAGACUCUGCCCAAUGUCCCUGGGGUGUACACCCUGGAGGCCUCCGGCCAGGGCUGCAUCUAUGUGCAGAUGGUGCUGGAAUACCAUAUCCCCCCUCCUAAAUUUGCGGACACCUUUAGUCUUAGUGUGGAAAUGGGAAAAGCUAGAUGUGAGCAAGCUAUUCCACCUUAAUCCUUGACGCUCGCUAUCCAUACCAGUUAUGUAGGGAGUCACAGCUCUUCCAAUAUGACCAUUGUAGAAGUGAAGAUGCUUUCCGGGUUCAGUCCGGAGGGCACCAAUCAGUUACUUCUGCAACAACCUCUGGUGAAGAAGGUUGAAUCUGGAACUGACAUACUGAACAUUUACUUGGAAGAUCUGAGUAAGAAGACUUAGACCUAUACCUUCACCAUCAGCCAAAGUGUAUUGGUCACUAACCUGAAACCAGCAACCAUCACAGUCUAUGACUACUACCUCCCAGAUGAACAGGCAACAGUUCAGUACUCUGACCCCUGUGAAUGAGGAUAGAAGUUGGAAAGAGACUAAUUUAAUCCUCUGUGACAUUACUGGACAGCAUUCUUCUGCUUCUUAAAGCAAACCACAUUCAGUCCACUAAUGUGAUUUCUCUGACUGACUAGUGAGUGAGUAACAGAUGAGCAGGCUUGAACUUCAGCUACUUUCUACUACUUCACAGAUGCAUAGGUGCUAGAAUAAAGGGCUGUGGGAAAUGGAGUAGGAAUAAUCACACAAAGGAGGAAGUGCAUGGAAAAGACCAUUGGGAGAGAUGUGGUUUAGCCAUGUAGGGGAACUCUCCAGAGAGGAUAUGGAGGUAGAGGAUGAUCCAGGGAAGAUAAAAAUGUCUUCCUGGAGGUUAAAGCUAAGGAAAGAUGUAAU
Molecule: messenger RNA, 3942 nt
Organism: Zalophus californianus (California sea lion)
Lineage: Eukaryota; Metazoa; Chordata; Mammalia; Carnivora; Otariidae
Gene: A2ML1
Product: alpha-2-macroglobulin like 1
Cellular component (GO): extracellular region
Molecular function (GO): endopeptidase inhibitor activity
Source: RefSeq, a predicted model, not a curated record